CAUGUUCCUUCUAGAGUUCCUCCGCCUGUGCCAGAUGUAUCAAUCCAGUGGCAGACUCCCCCGCCCGGAUAUAAGCGGGUUGGGAGCGUCACAGCGGAUCAAAAGGCGGCAGUGCCUUCGUCUUCGGAGUGGAAACCCACUAGUGUUGCUCCCCUUCCUCCCGUUGCUGGGCCUCUCGGAAAUCCGUUAGGCAUCCGACCAUCAGUCUGCCCCACAGUAUGGAACGGCGUUACUCCGAAGAAGUCAGUCCCUCCCAAGGGACCUGCUGCCUUCUCCACGAACAAGAAGCCUGUGGUCGUCGGAGCUGGCUGGCCUUUCACGCGACAUCACAGUUCAGGUAGUGUCACCCAAGCGAAUUCACCUACUCCUUCUCCUUCCACUACCACGACCAGCGCGACAUCGUACAAGCAAGGCACACCCCCUGAUAAUGUUCCUUUACCCCUGCCCACUCCCGGAUCCUCACCUCGUCACCC
Molecule: messenger RNA, 473 nt
Organism: Gloeophyllum trabeum ATCC 11539
Lineage: Eukaryota; Fungi; Basidiomycota; Agaricomycetes; Gloeophyllales; Gloeophyllaceae
Exons: 1
Source: RefSeq, a predicted model, not a curated record